AAUUCUCUGACGGUCCGUUACAGUUAUAAUACACAUAUAACUGACUCAAUCAAUUUUGACCGUUUUUUGUGACGAUUUUGACUACGCUUUAUCUGAUAGACGACCCACGCGCAGAGAGAAAGCCAAAACAUUGGCGGCGCCUCAGUUAUAGGUGUAUUUUUCUCUCCCCCUCUGACGCAGUCCGUCGAUAAGAUUCUAGGCAGUCACGAUGCCUCACUCAUCGGACAACAAUGGACCCCUCGUGAAGCGCCAGAGAUUCAAUGCCACAGCCGAGGCGCUUCGUCCUUCGAACCCAGCCUCGCGCAUCUUUGCGCCGUUUCGGACAGUUGGCCUCGUCUCCCCAACAAACGUGCCCUUCACCUCAGUUGCCCUUGGCAAGACUACCUACCAGAUCACCACUUCCGUCGGCUGUGCUCUACAGACAUACGACCUGAAAAGGGGUCUAAACCUGGUUUUCGUUACUCGACCCCAGACACCCGAGAAGAUAACCGCGCUCUAUGCUUGGAAAGAAAAGAUUUUUGCCGCCUGGGGUGACCCUUCGAAUGGCGAGGAACAUGGCAUAUGGGUUUUCCAACGAGGUAGGAAAGUGGCGGAACUCCGGCUUCCCGACGACCUCGACCAGCCGAUUCAACAGAUUCUCGUCUUUGGUUCCUGGAUAGUCGGAUGUGCAUCGACACGCCUCGAGGUCUGGCGAACGGGCACGCUCGAGCACUACACGAGCCUGCACACAAUGGCCGGAAAGAAAGGCGACAACGAGAUUACCGGCGGCGUUGUGAACAUGCCGACCUACAUCAACAAGAUAUUCGUUGGCAGGAAAGACGGGCGGGUGGAGAUUUGGAACGUAAGCACCGGGAAGCUCAUUUACAUCAUCCUGCCCCCAUCCCCGGGCUGCGGCUCCGUCACCUGCUUGCAACCGUCGCCGGCACUAUCUCUUUUGGCCAUUGCCUACUCCAAGGGUCUUCUUGUGAUCCACAACGUCUUGACCGACCUGUCGAUCAUCCAGCUCAAUGCUGGCCACGAAGACGAACCGAUUUCGACCAUCUCUUUUCGGACGGACGGCAUGGGCGCUGGUACGGAUGGUCGAAAAGACGGUGUCAUGGCCACGGCGACGGCUUCCAGCGGUGACGUUACGUUCUGGGACCUUAAUCGUGGAGGCAGAGUCCUAGGAAUCCUCCGGAGCGCGCACAACCCUCCCAAUGAAGAUGGCCCCGUCGUUCGAGGCGGUGUGAGCAGAGUCGAAUUCCUGCCGGGGCAGCCUGUCCUGGUGACAGGUGGACUCGACAAUGCACUGAAGACCUGGAUGUUUGAUGAAACUCCAUUUUCUCCUGUCCCACGAAUUCUCCAUCAACGGAGCGGGCAUGCCGCACCAGUGAAGCGCUUGCAGUUCCUGCCGUCCGAUUUUGACGGACCCGAUGCCGGCAACAAAUGGAUUAUCAGCGGCGGGGAGGACCGUAGCUUGUGGGGCUGGAGCUUACGGCGAGACGGGCAGAGUACUGAACUCAGUCAGGGCAACAUUCGGCGGGACGCUAAGAAGCAUGGGAUGUUAUCUGCGAAAGCCCUGGCCCGCGGACCUACAACGACCCUCGAAGAUCUCAAGGCCCCCGAAAUUACUUGUAUUGCUAUCUCACUUAACCGAGACGGUGGCAUUGGCGCCAUCCCGGGCAAGCAGCCCAUCUGGCAGAAGCGGAGAGACCGCAAGGUGCAGGUCGAAGCCGAAGUUAGCGGAAUGACAGGCUGGGAAAGCGUUGUUACGGCCCACAAGGACGAUUUGUUCGCUCGCACGUGGUUCUGGGGCAGAAAGCGGGCUGGGCGGUGGGCUUUCCCGACAGGUGACGGUGCCAACGUCUCUACCGUGGCCAUCAGCCCAUGUGGAACCUUUGCCCUCGUCGGCUCCUCCGAGGGUGCACUCGACAUGUACAAUCUCCAGUCAGGCAUUCAUCGCCAACGGUUUCCUUCGAAGCUGUCUCCGGCUCAGGCUAGGCAGGUCAAGAUGCUGCAGCUCAAACAGGCCGACAGCACGAGCCAACUCGACUCUAGUCUAGGAUCUGGAUUUUUGCCUGGAACUGGACGGCACACCAAGGCCGUGACGGGCAUCAUUGUCGAUUCGCUUAACAAAACGGUCGUGUCUUGCUCCCUCGAUGGGAAGGUCAAGUUCUGGGACUUUGUAACUGGAGGGCUGCUGCGUCAGAUUGACUGGAGCUCAGUCCCUGUUACGGCAAGUCGGUAUUACGCGGCAAACGACUUGGUGGCCUUCGCUUGCGGCGACCACUCCAUUCGUGUUGUAGACAUGGGAACCAGACGAACCAUACGAGAAUUCUGGGGCUGCCAGGGGAAGGUAACCGACUUCUGCUUCUCUAACGACGGAAGAUGGAUCAUUGUGGCGUCCGAGGACUCGCUUAUCAGAGUUUGGGACCUUCCCACGAGCCACUUGAUCGAUGCCAUUCGCUUGGCUGCGCCUUGCGAGUCCCUGUCUACGUCAGCCACCGGCGAGUUCCUAGCGGCAUCUGUCCGUGGUGAGCUCGGUAUUUCCAUCUGGACGAAUAAGGCUCUGUUCAAGCAUGUUCCGGCGAGACAGAUUUCCGAGACGGGCGUUGCUCUGACUUCCGCUCCCACGGCCUCGGGAGAAGGCGGCCAAGGGCUUGUGGAAGCAGCUUUCGACGAGGAGGCCACCGUGGAAGAGGGCGAUGCCGUCGUCACACCGGCUAUCGACCAGCUCAGUGCCGACAUUAUGACGCUCAGUCUGGUGCCGAGGACCCGAUGGCAAACACUUUUACACCUGGAUCUAAUCAAGCAACGAAACAAACCGAUCGAACGGCCUAGCGCGCCGGAAAAGGCACCGUUCUUCUUACCGUCCCUGCAAGGAGACAAGUUGUCUGCCUUGGAGAAGGCGGCGGCGGCAGCCAAUGCGCCAGAGGCUACGUCCAAGAUCACUAGACUGGAACGGGGGCGUUUGCAAGAAUUAUUCACCAACAGGCUCUCCGAAGGCGCUGUUUCUGGAAAUUACGGCAACUUUAUCGAAUACCUAAAAUCACUCUCUCCUUCGAUGGCCGAUCUUGAGCUCCGCUCGCUUUCUAUUGGUGACGGCGGCGACAACGAGUCGAAUGGAUUGCUGCAUUUCAUUCGAGCACUGACGAGACGUCUUGGCGAACGUCGCGACUACGAGCUUACCCAGGCGUGGAUGGCUGUAUUCCUCCGAUUGCACUUUGACGUCGUCAUGGAAGGCGAAACGAUACUAGGGGCCCUCCAGGAGUGGAAGGAUCUCCAGGAAAGAGAGAGUAAAAGACUAGAUGAUCUUACAGGAUAUUGUGGCGGUGUUGUGGGCUUCCUUAGGAGUCCAAGGACAUGAUAGUCCGACUGUGUGGCUGAUAUUUUCGAACAAAUUCUCACGCGUCAUAUCCUUUUCCCCUUUGUGUCAUGGUGCCGUUGUUGCGUGAUAUUUCUGCAAGAAGACGAAGUCCUCUAUGAAUGCAUACUACAGACCUUUUUUGAGGACUGUGGUGCAUCUGGAAGGUUGCUGAGGUAAUAGAGAGGAGUUCCAAAGAAGCAUACCUACCUUAGGCGAAGUGUACCUUAAACAGCCCGACGGCUCCGACUUCAAAGCCGUUGCGUGUCUACCUUAGAGUACCUAUUUAAGUACCUAAGUCAUUACCUUAUUAAUUACCUUCCAGAGAGGGCUACCGCGAGUACUUUGUACUUACUCCGGACAUAUGGUUAUUG
Molecule: messenger RNA, 3717 nt
Organism: Sodiomyces alkalinus F11
Lineage: Eukaryota; Fungi; Ascomycota; Sordariomycetes; Glomerellales; Plectosphaerellaceae
Product: WD domain-containing protein
Exons: 3
Coding region: 209-3346 (1045 amino acids)
Biological process (GO): rRNA processing
Cellular component (GO): small-subunit processome; Pwp2p-containing subcomplex of 90S preribosome
Molecular function (GO): protein binding
Source: RefSeq, a predicted model, not a curated record